CUCAAAGUCAGACAUUUUGUGAAGCAAAAUCUACAGUGACAUUGUCAGCGGCGAUAUCUUGUGAAUUAAGUGAAAAAUCAUUUUAAAAUAUGUCUGAAGCAUUCUUUGAUGAGUACGACUACUACAACUUUGAUCACGACAAGCACAUUUUCUCUGGACACAGCGGCAAACAAAGGACAAAGAAGGAGGUGAGCGAGCACACGAACCACUUCGAUCCGUCCGGUCAUUCCAGAAAGAUCGUGACGAAACUCAUUAACACAGAAAACAAUAAAAAGUCAACGAACAAACACUAGAUGUUUUCAAGAUUUGACCAACGACUAUGGCUUGGAAAAGGUAUACAGAACUGCCGAACGAUAGGAGAUUGAUAUUACGACGAUUCCCUGGGUCAGGGGGCUCGUCGACGGGAUCAGUGGGACACUCUUGGAGGACAAUGCUUUCUCAAUACAUUUAUUUUGCAUAUUACAAUGCAGCCGUAAGAUGGCGGCCAUAAAGGCACACAACAUCGUUCCAACGACUGAUCUCCUGAGCUUGUUAUAGAGCUCAAAUUUGCUGUGUUAUUAUUUCUAGCUAGAUAAUGUUAUUAAAUCGUUUCGAUACAAACGCGACUGCAAAGUAUGUCUAAUAAACGUUUUAAUUUA
Pieris napi is the source of this 638-nucleotide messenger RNA. Its product is annotated as nuclear protein 1. NCBI's taxonomy places the organism in Eukaryota, Metazoa, Arthropoda, Insecta, Lepidoptera, Pieridae. The record is from RefSeq and is a predicted model, not a curated record. Gene Ontology annotation, biological process: regulation of transcription by RNA polymerase II; negative regulation of cell population proliferation; negative regulation of cell cycle. The transcript has a single exon. Bases 90 to 293 code for a protein of 67 amino acids. Gene Ontology annotation, cellular component: nucleus.